Messenger RNA from Desarmillaria tabescens, 4762 nucleotides. RefSeq lists its product as uncharacterized. NCBI's taxonomy places the organism in Eukaryota, Fungi, Basidiomycota, Agaricomycetes, Agaricales, Physalacriaceae. The coding region runs from base 48 to 4583 and encodes 1511 amino acids. Gene Ontology annotation, molecular function: phospholipid binding; tubulin binding. The transcript has 6 exons. The record is from RefSeq and is a predicted model, not a curated record. Gene Ontology annotation, biological process: maintenance of protein location in cell cortex; microtubule cytoskeleton organization. Gene Ontology annotation, cellular component: cell cortex; mitochondrion.
UGGAUCUUGACGCCGCGCACGACGUCGACGGCGACGUGCAAGCCAUCAUGGCCAGCGUCAACGGCCAUUUCUCUUCUGCUGGCGACAUGAAAUCUCACCUCCAGAGUCUUCUUGAUAGCAAGGAGCAACAGCUCCAGCAAGCCGCGACUUUUGGGCAGCGGGUUCUCGCCCAACGAAUGGAACUUGAGGAUCGUAUCCGGCAGCUACAAGAGGUCGAAGCCGACAAGACAGACGAUGAAGACGUUGAACCUGAGGCGGUACUGAAAUACCAGGAGCUUACUGAUAUGAUGAUGAGCUGGGAUACGGAGAAUGCAUUACUUUCAAGUGCAUUCAACAGUUCAAUGGAAUGCUCCUCUAUUGCCGUCUCCGACUUACCUCGAGACGAACCAGAACGUUCGCGUACUUCAACCAACACUUCCGCUGCACAAUCUCGGCGGGCCAAGAAUGCUGCACAUCGUGCCGACGACGUCGAGUUUGCUUUUGAAAUUGGCAGUGGUCUUCUCAAUGAAGUACGACGGCUUCAAAGUCUUCUCGGCGAGCGAGACAAGGCCAUUCAGGACAUGAAAGAGGAGAAGGAUGAUCUUGAUGGUACAUUGGAGUCACUUCGAACCGCUCUCAAGCAGCAAGAAGCAAAUGCCGACAAGUACAAAGAAGAGAACUGGAAUCUCGAAGUUAGCCUCCAGGACCUCCGUACCCAACAUGCCGAUACCCAAUCCACCGUUCAGCGCCUUGAUUCAGAACAAAAACGGCUCACGAAACUUCUCGCUGCCUCCCAUGACGCCUCCGAGCAGUACAAAAACGAAAAUGCCCAGCUUCAAAGUACUAUCGAGGACCUCACAGCAAAGCAUGAAACUGACGUGGCUUUGGCACGCAAGCAUGCCGCGGCUUUGGCGCGGGAUAAGAGCGAUUUGCAACAGGCCAUAGAUAGGCUCAAAGCAGAGAAGGAAAGGGCUGGCAGGAAGUUUGGUCGGUUCGGAAGUCCGGCGACCCCUAACACCACCGAGGGACGUCCAGACGAGGACUAUCUUACCCCCGCUGGGUAUGGUGAUGACGUUUUCAGCAGCGCUGCCUCGACAAACAGGAGAAACAAGGCAGACACUUCGUUACUGUUUGGCGAUGAAAUGGAUGGAGACCUCUCACCCGAUCAGAGCCCUAUGUCAAGAUCACCAUUCCUUGCUGCCAAUCAUCCGCUCAACGAGAUUGAGGUUCUGAAGCAACGUUUAGCGCAUGCACACCGGCAAAUUGCGACGUUGAAGGGUGGGUUAAUGCGGGAAAGAAUGGGCAAGGGUAGAGGGACUCCCGUGGAAGAUGAAGAUGAAGAGGACGGCUUUGAGGACGUCGAUGAUGAGGACGAAGAAAAUAUCAAGCCGCGCUCUUCGUCGACCAGAUUGAGGGGUAGAGGACGGGGACGUGGCCGUGGUCGUGUGCGAGGACGGGGUCCAACCUUGACAGAACGCCUUAUGGCUGCUGAUAGUCCAUCAUCGGUCAGUGAGUAUUACGAUGACGCGUCCCCGACGCGCCGUGCUUCUGUACCUCCCAUCCAUUUCCAAGGCGCGGACGAAGACGACAUGGAGGAUGUCACCGGAGAACCGGACGACGACGAAGAUAUCUUCAAGGCCGAUAUCGAGCCGUCAGCAGAGUCACCAUCGAGGCGUUCAAGUGUAGCAAGUGUAGACGGUAUGGAUCCUAUGUUCGCCAACGUCCUUCGGCGAACGCCGUCAACCAGUUCCAUACCUCCCAAUACUAGUCCUUUACAUCAAUCUCUUCUUCGUCGUUCGACAAGAGGCGGUACUGUCGGAAGAAGAUCCAGAGGCGGUGGUGCGUUCCCAGAAGGAAGACCUCCUUCGUUAGUUGGACAGCCGGAAGAUUUGACUUUUGCUCUCAGUGGUGUAUCUCCUCACGGCGAUAGCAUUGGUGAAUUGGUACAGGUUGAAACAGCCGAGUUUGGUUGUCAAACCGAGUUUGAGGAGGAACAGACACUGGAAGCCAUACCCGUAUCUGUGAAAGAGAGUGCGCAUAUGGGAAUUCAAUCUGAACCAGAAGCCCGCCCCGCAAUCAUCUCGACGUCUGAUAUGUCUACACAAACUGACGUCGAGGAACCUGCUUCCAAACCUGCUUUGCGCGAUGCAGGAAUGGGCACAGAUCCCGAGCCUUCUCCCUUGAUGGUGCAAGCAGAAUCCCAGACUCCUCGCGUCUCUACAAAGGAGAUCGAUGUCCAAGCCUCGCUGCCGCCUGCUGCCGAUUCACUAGUGCGGCGUACUACCAUCACGCAACGUGAUUCCCCUGCCAGUGGUUCUCGUUCCCGAUUGGCGUCCAAUGCAACCGUUACUGCCAGCAAGACUUCACCGCGUACUUUCAUUGGUUCUUCCUAUGGAGAGGAGUCAGACGCAGAUACAGAGACAGGUACCGAAACCGACAUGGAAGAUUAUCAAGAUGCUCGACAGAGUAUCAUGUUGGGAUCGACACCUUCACAAUCAAGAGAUGACUUCCACUCCAUUCGAAUGUCUUCCAUGCAUUCCGAGUCCAGAGAUGAUUUCCAUUCUGUGAUGACCAUGACCGACAAUGAAUAUGAAGACAAUGACGACGAUGAUACUGAUGCCGAAAGCAUCAAGGCAUCGAGAUUGGCUAGUACUUUGCCUUCUCCUAUCCCGGCAUUUGUUUCCCCGCCUGUCUCAUAUGAUUCCAAGUCUAUCGAGGCCAUUUUGAUCGGAGAACCCCCUGCACCACCACCGAAACCUGAACUCAAAGAGAUGUCCAUUCAAACCGACGAAUGGAAGCCACCUCUCCCUACACCAGCCGUUCCCGUAGCUCCUUUACUUUACCGAGUUGGAUCUACUUCCCAACAGUUCCAGUUCAUUCCCCCAACCUCUCCGCAAUUAGCGUCCAAUUCCAACGGACCAUCAACUAUACCUCCCGCCGUCCCCACUCCUACUUCUCAUAUAUUCAGAGAUGCCAGUGUUCGUCAUCAACGCACCUCAACGGAUUCCCGUAGACAGUCUAUUGAGUCUGCACUUUCGUCCAUCUUUGAUGAUGGUCCGACCCCGAAGGGGCAGGCAGCUACGCUGGCUGUUGUAGACAAGUCUCGUCCACCAAUGAUGGCACUGCCCCCACCUCCCCGAGCUCCCCCGCCCCUGGGAAGCAUGCCUCCUCCGAGUUUCAUACCCGAGCGAAGAAUACCCACUACCUCAACUGGAACGUAUGAUGUUCCUCCUCCACGUCCAUCAUCGCCCCCGCCUCUAGAACUCAUUCAACGUGCAAUUACCCCCACUUUCGGAUCUGUGCUUUCAAUCAGCAGGACUACUUAUGGUCCUCGAUCACAUGGAUCUAGCAUGCCACCUAUGCAACAAGGGCUGCGUCCUCUGCCAUCUACAAGUAGCUUCCGGUCUGCCGCGAAUGCUGCAGCCUUGUACGUCCCUCACGGCCGAACCGGAAGAGAAAUGUCGACGACGUCACUAGUAACCGACCGGUCGCCUCGAUCAUCGAUGUCCUCUGAUCAGAAUCCGUUCCGCAAUCCAACAACGCCCCAGAAUAGGGCGACGGAUCUUCCUGGACGUGGAGAAGGUCAUCCCACGGAUCCGGCGAUCAUCCAUUCUAUCACGCAAACAAUGAUCGGAGAGUUCUUGUACAAAUAUACGAGGAAGACCAUCGGGAAAGGGUACGGAGAGCGAAGACAUCGGAGGUUUUUCUGGGUACAUCCGUAUACGAAGACUUUGUACUGGAGUUCGGCGGACCCGGGAUCAUCAAAUGUAUCAGAGUCCAGUGCAAAGAGUGCCUAUAUCGAGGGGGUGCGAUCCGUCCUAGAUCCUAACCCGAUGCCUCCAGGCUUGUAUCAGUAUAGUGUCGUGGUGUCUACCCCUCAGAGAGAAAUGAAGAUUACGGCGCCGACCAAGGAGCGGCAUGACAUAUGGCUUAAUGCUUUGAAAUAUCUACUGUCAAGACCAAACGCCAUCAAUGUCAACUCUCCGGGGAAUGCCACUACAGUUCCUGACAGUCCGAUGUCUCUUGGUGACUUUGCUGAUGACGACCGACGCCCUAUCAUGUCGAGCCCACAAAGUCAGAGAAGUGGACGGAGCACGCGGCGCGCAGUAGACAUGUUCAACACGACACCAAGAGGCAAACGGAGCAGAUCGCAACUUUCUGUUGGUGGUUCCAUUGGCAAGCGGUCCGGAACACCGGCUGCAGAGUACCUACGGUGGAGCGGUCCGGAGAGUCCUUACAGCCCGACGAAAUCCUUCGUGGACGUGCAUGGAGAUGACGAGGACCUCGAUUUUGAGCUGCAUGGCGAGUCUGACGACGAGAAUGGUUUUGAAGGGUUGGAGAAUGUGCGUGCUUGUUGUGAUGGAAGACAUACCGUAGGCCAUUCUGGGCGACAUCAUAACCACCACCAUCAUAACGGGAGCGGACUUGAUCCUAAUGCCGCUGGUCCUUCAGAACAGGCUCGGCCCGUAUCACCGUCUGCGUGGUCGUUCCGAUCGAGCACAAAUUCUCACGAAAGUGGAAGCGCAACCCUGUUUUCAUGGGGUCGGAGUGACGGCAAGCUUCGAUUUGGGUCGCGACGCUCUGCGAAAACGUCAGUCACGUAGUGAUCUAUCAUUCUGCAUUCUCUGCAUCGGAUUGGAACAGUUGAUUUAGUACAUGGCAAUUUCAUUUUUUUCCCCUUGUUUCAUACUACACAUACGUUGCUCUGCCUAUGCUCCUUGAUAAUCCUGUUGCCAUAUUAUGACUAUACCAUUAUCGCUCCUUUUUUUUUCCAAGUUUUCUU